Molecule: messenger RNA, 1695 nt
Organism: Seminavis robusta
Lineage: Eukaryota; Bacillariophyta; Bacillariophyceae; Naviculales; Naviculaceae
Source: the annotation of a GenBank genome assembly
AUGAGCAGCUCUCCACAACUCCUUGCCUCCCAAUCACACGAUGGCAGUCUCGUGGCAGUCGCCGUGCUACCCAUGACAUCUCGCUUGACGAUUCAAAUCUACCAAGUGGAAACGCGCGCACUCAAAACGACCUUGACGACGGGAAAAGCCAAGACCGUCGCUCGCAUUUGCUUUUGUGGCAAUGAUCACGUCAUUGUCCAAACUACCGACCAAUCGGUAUUGAUUUGGGAUUUGAAACGAGGUGGUGUCGUUGCUCAUGAAAUUACUUGUGACAGUGACAAGUCCAUUUUGACCGUCACCUGCCACGAUAGUCGCAUCUAUUUGCUCGUGGGCGUUGGCGCUUCCAACAAUACUAAUCAAAAAUUACAAGUUCACCAAUACGAUCCCACAUCUGGACGACUACUGCGCAAAGUCAAAGUGGGAAAACGAGAAGGACCCGUCGUCGGAUUGGCGGUACACCAACAAUCCUUCCUGGUACGAAACGGAAGUCCCAAGGAAGCCUUUCGUGUGCUAAAUGCCGAAACGGGUGCCAAACUGGAAAAGUACAAGUACAAACAAAAGGGGGGUCCGGGAGGAAUUUACACCUGUCGCAAUUUGGUGGUGUUGCCCACUUUGACGUCGAUCGCACUAUUUGAUUGGAACACCAAACAAUGGUUGGAACCACUGCCAGGCGGAAAAGGCCCGGUACGAUUGUGGGAACAGGACCAACAAGUUCACAUCGUUGUCGGCAGUCAGGCAGUGUACCGAUUUUCGUCCGGUAAGGCCGAACUGAUUUCCAAAAUUCAAUGCCAUCAUCCCGUGGCAUUGCUACCCGGUUCUCGCGACGACAUGACGGCCGUCUUGCACAAUCCCACGGCCAAAGGAGGCUCUUUGCAAGUGCAGACGGUCGAAUACAAUAAUAAUGACGACGACAAGUUGACCAUUCAGUGGCAAGAACCAACCAAAGACAUGGACGACAAGGACAACAACAAAACCGCCAAACGUUCCAAGGAAAGCAUGGUUGUCCUGGGCCCAGGGCAAGCGGGAACAGAGAGUACUACCGUGUCGGAAGGAACGCAACCACGCAACAAAAAGAGAAAGAUCAGUGGAGAUGAUAGUAGUAACAAGAAAGACGACGAUGAGGACAUGGAGGAGGAGGACGAUAAUGAGGGCGAUAAAGAGGCACACGACGACGACCCAACCGAAACGAUUGGGGUCAGCAUUGCCGAUCGACUUGAGCAACUCACACGGGUCAUGGAAGAAGAAGACGCCCUCGAUGACAUGGUGGACUUUAAUCGACAUGCUCCCGAUGGAAGAAUCAUUACCCACAAGGAAAACUUUGGUCAAACAGCCACCACCGAGUCCUUGUCGGAACUAUUGACCCAAGCCUUGCAGGGCGGAAACGAUGGUCUCUUGGAAUUGGCAUUGGGUGUACAAGACACUCAAAUUCUCCAGCAAACUGUGGAAGGACUCAGUGACCAGUCGCUCAAUACGCUAUUGACCAAGUUGACAACCCGUCUUGCGAGCAAACCGCUGCGAGUUGCCGAAUUGAUUGUCUGGUUUCGAGCCAUUGUGCAAACGGGACGGAUUCGAGACCCUGCUCAGUUGUUGCCGCUGAAAAAUCUCGUGCAGGAGCGAGUGAGUUACUUUCCACAAAUGUUGCAACUGGAGGGACGGCUCAACAGUCUCAAGGGACUGCAUCUGUUGGACCGCUAG